UGUAAGAAAUAAAUACAAUUCCAAUUCCAAUUCCAAUUCCAGCUGAAAAAAGAGUUAAUGCAGUGACCAAACAUCAAACAAAACCAGGGCUUUCUUCCUACCCCACUCUUCCAUUUUCAAUUUUCCUUGUUUAAUUUAUCAGCAGAAGCAGGAAAAUUAACCCAACUAACAGUGGUAAAAAUGGUGACUCCUUCCAAGCGAGUUGCUCAACUCGCCGCGGUGAAAAUGGAGGCCUGCACAACAGAAAAUGCUCCGGAAAAUGAAGAAAUCCGACACACUCGAUUCGGUUCGAAUUCCGAACCAGCUAAAUUAGACGAAGAUGAAAUUCGUUAUCUUUCGGGGAAGCCAUAUUUCGAUUUGGUUUUAUCGAAAUCGCAUAUCAGCCACACCUUCGGACUGUUAUUUCCCGCCUCGAUGAUUCGAGAACUUCCUCGCGCCACUAUCCCCGCUGUUCUAAAAAACGGCGGUAAAAUUUGGAACAUGUCUUAUUGUGGAGGUGGGGUCCGCCCUAAGCUCGACUCCGGAUGGAAAACAUUUGUGGCUGACAAUAAUUUGAAAAUUGGAGAUGGUUGUGUUUUCGAACUAAUGGAGUCGACCGGUACGAAUCUCGUAUUCAAAGUUAUGAUUGUGAGGGGCGAUAUUCCAACCGAACUGCAGGAACUGAUCGAUUCUCGUGGUAAGUCUGGCGAUACACCUAUAGUUCUCGACUAGUUGGCCUACGAUGAAAAUAUCUUUGUCUUGUACUCUGUAAUUCGAUGUUUCAAGGGUUUUUUUUACGUGUUCGUUUCGAAGUGGGAAAUAAAAUUGGGGGAACAAUGGAGUUAAUUCAUAUGAUGUGUAAGUUAUCUUGAAUAUUGAUUUUCGGGUAUUGAUAUGCCGAAUCUGAUCCGAUCAUCUACGGUUUUGGAAUAAUAUUUUUCAUUCGAAAUCUCAAAAGCUUAUAUU
Erythranthe guttata (spotted monkey flower) is the source of this 945-nucleotide messenger RNA. RefSeq names its product B3 domain-containing protein Os04g0386900. Gene Ontology annotation, molecular function: DNA binding. NCBI's taxonomy places the organism in Eukaryota, Viridiplantae, Streptophyta, Magnoliopsida, Lamiales, Phrymaceae. The record is from RefSeq and is a predicted model, not a curated record.